Messenger RNA from Dreissena polymorpha, 8807 nucleotides. RefSeq names its product CXXC-type zinc finger protein 1-like. Gene Ontology annotation, biological process: positive regulation of DNA-templated transcription. The record is from RefSeq and is a predicted model, not a curated record. Lineage: Eukaryota; Metazoa; Mollusca; Bivalvia; Myida; Dreissenidae. Gene Ontology annotation, molecular function: zinc ion binding; DNA binding. The transcript is spliced from 16 exons. Gene Ontology annotation, cellular component: Set1C/COMPASS complex. Bases 93 to 1853 code for a protein of 586 amino acids.
UGACGUAGUACGCACCGAAAGGUGGUGAAAACAGUAAAAGCAGAGAUAUACAACUAGUUUGCGACGAUUUAAAGCGUGUUCCACGGGAUAAAAUGACGUUUCAAGGAUCGUUUGAUGAAUUUUUCCGACAACAAAAGAAGAAGCAGAUCAGCCACCAGUUUUCUCUGCCUGAGCGGAAGGCCAAGGUCAAUCAGCUUGUGAAGACCAUCGACAAUGUGGACGACCCAGACACCAAGUACUGCAUCUGCAGGUCAACGGAUGGUACCCGCUUCAUGAUAGCAUGUGACAACUGUGAGGAGUGGUACCAUGGUGACUGUAUUGGAAUCACUGAGACAGACGCCAACGACAUCAAACAGUACUACUGUGGCCCAUGCAGAGAGAAAGACCCAUCUUUGGUGACUCGCUAUAAACACAAGAAGAUCAAGGAAAAGACGGAGAAGAAAAUGGAAAAACUUCUAAAACCGGAAAAACUUGACAAAGAGGCACUGGAGUACAAAGGAAAACUGCGAGAGCCAGAGUUUUCUGAUGACUGGCGCAAGAAGUCAAGUCGGCGUUGUGGAGAAUGCAUGGCUUGUCAUCGUACGGAGGAUUGUGGCCGCUGUGAUUUCUGCAAGGACAUGAGAAAGUUUGGAGGUCCCAACAGAAUUCGUCAGAAAUGCAGACUGCGGCAAUGCAAUAACUUUGGUCUAUCUACCACCAAGGAUUUGAAUGAUUCCUUCUCAUCUCAGCAAAGUGAGCGAGAGCUGUUUCUGACCCCAGAAAGGCCCAUCUUACACAGCGUCUUGAAUGAAAACUUGGAGGAGAGUGACAAGAAACGUAAGAAGAGAUUGUCAGGCAUGGAGGAAACUCCAAGGAAGAAAUACAAGGACAAAGAGAAGAAAUCUCCCACAAAGAAAAAGCAGAAGAGUCACCAGCAUAAGGGCGACCACCACGGUCACCAUCACCACCACCGGUCCAAACAGGAAGUGGAGGAGAUAGAGGAGGCAGGGGAGGAUGACACGGCCAAGCAGUGCCUGGGGCCAGGUUGUGUGAACCACGCCAGACAGGCGUCCAAGUACUGCUCUGACGAGUGCGGCAUGAAACUCGCAAAAAGUCGUAUCUAUGAACUGUUGCCGCCCAAGAUCCAGCAGUGGCAGAGCAGCCCCUGUGUGGCGGAGGAGCGUAACCGGCGUACGCUGGACAAAAUACGGCGCGAACAGAUGGAAGCCAGGCAGCGACUCAUGGAGCUGGACAUGAAGCAUCAGGACCUGGACGCACUCAUUGAGAAGGCCAAACAUGUGAAGAUUGAGUCAGAAAACGAACAGGUGUCCGAGAGCGAAGACGAGACGGAGUUCAGCAUGUUCUGUGUGACCUGCGGUCUGGAAAUCAGCCAGAAAACUGCUCUCAAACAUCUUGAGAAAUGCUUCGCAAAGUUUGAGGCACAGACAUCAUUUGGGUCCAUCUACAAGACACGUAUUGAAGGCAGCUCCAUGUUCUGUGAUUUCUACAAUAGCCAGUCAAGGACGUACUGCAAACGACUAAAAGUUCUGUGUCCUGAACACACCAAGGAACCGAGGGUGGGUGCGGAGGAGGUGUGUGGGUGCCCGCUGGUGACCAACGUGUUUGAGGAGACUGGGGAGCUGUGUAAGACGGCCAAGAGGAAGUGCAACAGGCACCACUGCUGGGAGAAGUUCCGUAGGGCACAGAUAGACAUGGAGAGGGUCAGACAGUGGAUGAAGAUAGAUGAGCUGUUUGAGCAGGAGAGGAAUGUGAGGUUUGCACUGGCCAACAGAAUGGGGGUGUUGGGCUUGAUGCUUCAUCAAACAGUGGACCAUAACCCUCUCUACCCCAUCAGUGUUCCCGACAUAGACUGACUCAGUGGUGGACUCAAUUCGACAGUUGCCGGAACAUUUGAUGUAUGCCAUGAUUGAGUGUCAGUUCUUCUUUGACAGAGUGAAGGGUUUACAGAACAGCUGCGAGAUAAGAUCGUGCAUUUUGUUGGAUGGUGUGUGUGCACUCUCCCCGACAUGGGAACGUUCUUUAGAUCUCAACCCAAAGACAUCAAGUAUUGGUUCUACCUAUGAAACAUACUCAAGAGCUUUCUAAUAAGCAUUUGACUUUCUAUGCACUAGAGCUUAAAUAAAUAGGUUAAACCCUUUACCACUUAGAUUUUGACGCAUUUGUAGUCCCUUAGAAAGUUAUAUUUAAUUUAAGAUCUUUCUUACUAGAUUCAAGUUUUUUUUAAGGAUUCAUUUCAAGCCAUUAGUUACUGAUGAGCAGCAAACAGCAUAAAACCUGAACAGACUGCGAGUUACUCGCAUGCUGUUCUGUUUUUAUGCGGUUAGCACAUAGCCAUUAUCACUUGGCUUCUAGUGGGAAAGGGUUGAACUAAUUUCAUUCUCUCGCUGGAAGGAAGAGAAUACAGGAUGGUUUGAGAUUUCCACCGCAAUUCUUAAUGGUUUGGUAAUAAUCUUAAGAAAUUAAUGGUUUAAACAUUCAGUGGUUACUGUAUUAACUUAUGUGCUGGUAGAUAUUUUGAACAAUGCAUUACAUAAUUGUACAUUCCUUUUCUGUGUUAAAACACAGGUGUUGGGCCCGUAGCCAAUUUACUGAAACACUAUCAAUAUGUCAUAAAACAACAUUUUUCAUCACUUUGACCAAAAAAAUCUCAUAUAAUAUAUAUAUAAUUCAGUGAAUAAUUGAAUUGGCCACAGACCCAACACCUGUGUGUAAAAACAGUUGUUUUUGUACGCCCAUGUCUUAAUGGAACAUAUUAUGGGAACACCCUUGGCAGUUGGGCUGGCAGCACAUUCCAUGUUGAUGCUUUCUUGAGUUUUAACCCUUUGCAUGCUGGGAAAUUUGUCGUCUGCUAAAAUGUCUUCUGCUGAAUUUCUAAAAUUAGCAUUUUCUUCGAUUUUUUUCAAAGAACACUAUCAGAAUAGCAAGCAGUUUGGAUCCUGAUGAGACGCCACAUUCUGUGGCGUCUCAUCUGGAUCCAAACUGUUUGCAAAGGCCUUCAAAAUUCGGUUCCCGCACUGAAAGGGUUAAAGUUUGCCUCAAAUAUUCCCCAAACAUUCUGGAAAUGGUUGUUGACAUCAAAUUGAGGCCAACUUUAUAUAACCAGCCAAUGGGUGCCUGCAGGGUUCCCAGCUUACCUGGAAAUCAGGGAAAAUCUGGAAAAAAACUUUAACUUUUUCCAUUCAGGGAAAAGUCAGGGAAUUUGGGAAAAGGUCCUGAAAUCAGGGACAUAUCAGGAAAUUUUGUUUGUUCAGACUUUCCUGACUUGAGUUGAGAAGUCCAUACGAUUAAAACAGCAAAUUGAUUCCUAUGCAUGCCUAUGGUGGCUUUGUAGCAUACAUGUAACUUAGUUAUGUCUGCAACUGCUAUUUAUUUAGGGUGUCUAAAACAAGAAAUAGGUCAAAUUUAUGAUCCUGGAAUUUAUAUUUUCCAUCAGGAAAAAAUCAGGGAAUUUUGUUCAUACAAAAAGCUGGGAACCCUGGCCUGGCACUUCAGAGUUUUUUGUCCUUAUAUAUACAAAUGUACAAACAUUGCAAAAAUGUGCCAUUUCAGCUCUCAAACUGGUACUUUUUUUAUCAAAUGUUAAUCAAAUUUUUGCGAAAUUCUUGACGUGAAAUGAAGUUCAAUUUGGAUAACAAUCCAUGCAUUCUAGGCACUUCAGAGUAAUUGCCCUUGGUACAAAAAUGCGAAAUUCACUGUUUCUGCUUUUUUAUGUUUUUAUGUAGAUUCUUCACCACAUAUGCUAUUACUAGCUAAAUCAUGUCAGGCAUUUCAGAGUUAUUAUCCCCCGCCAUAGGCGGAGGGAUAUUGUUUUGGCGUUGUCCGUCUUUCCGUCCGUCAGUCCAGAACUUUUGUGUCCGGAGCCAUAUCUUGAAAGUGCUUUGGCAGAGUUCAAUGAAACUGGGUAUGAGUAUAUAUAUAUAUGGAUAAGAGGAUGAUGCACGCGUCAUGGCAUUGUACACCUUUGUUAAUAACAGAGUUAUGUCCCUUUGUAUCUUGAAAAAUGCUUUUUUGUGUCUGGAGCCAUAUCUUGGAAGUGCUUUGGCGGAUUUCAUUGAAACUUGGUAUGAGUAUAUAUAUAUGGAUAACAGGAUGAUGCAUGCCAAAAAGCAUUGUACACCAUUGAAUAAUUGAGGAGUUAUGGCCCAUUGUAUCUUGAAAAAAUGCCUUUUUGAGUGUCAAAUAUAACACUUUUGUGUCCAGAAGCAUAUUGGCGGGGGAUAUCAAUUCAAAGAAUUCGCUUCUUUUCUUUUAUUUUUACCAAAACAAAUGCUAAAUUUGCUGUUUCAGUUCUCUUAUCACUUUUCAAGUUUUUUUUUCACAAUUUCAAGAUUUGGGGUUUGUUUUCUACAACAAGCAUGUAUUUCUGUGCAUUGUAGGAAAAAAGCUUUAGUUUCAAAUGCCCCUGAAGAAAGGCAUAUUAUAGAUAUCACACUAUCAAUAUGUCCAGUUUUUUGUCCCUUGUCCUUUAACCUUGAUCUUUUUCUUUUUCAAUUAUGGGUAUUAUGGUUCAGCCUCUUAAGCAAGCAUUGCUUUAGGGACAUGCCGUUAGAUGCCUUCUGUGAUGAAAUAUUUCUUUUAAAUAACAUAUAAUAAAAAAAGCACAAAAAUACAAUUACCUCAAAUACUUAACCAAGAGUUUUAAAAUGAAUAACAUAAAUACAAUAAAUAAAUGUACAUUUACAGGUAGUCAGACAUGUGCAGUGUUGUCUUCAAUGGGUGCCAAAUGUGCCCUGGAAUCUUGUAGAUAGCAGGAUACUUUUGUUUUUUUAAACGUUGGGAAGGUGCAAAUACAUUUGGGACAAUGGGGUUCAAUGCAUGUGCACAAAGUGUCAUCCCAGACUAGCCUGUGCAGUCCGCACAGACUACCAGUAAUCAGGGACGACAUUUUCUACUUAAAUAUUUUUUUUUGAUAAAGCACAAAUCUUAGCAAAAAUCCAGUUUAUGUUCAGUGUCCCUGAUUAGCCUGUGCAGACUGCACAGGCUGAUAUGGGACAACACUUUAUGCACAUGCAUUAUGCUCUCUUUACUCUGUGCCAGUCUUGUUUACAUGGCAGCAAUGAUAAUUUGUUCUUGUUGGUAGCCAUGUUACAGUGUAGAUUAUUGUUGUUGUCCAGUUUUUGUUUUAAGCUCACCUGAAUAUGUUUUCAAAAAGUGUUCACGGGGGUGAUAUGGUGGUCAGUAUUGUCUGAUGUAUUCUUUUUUACUCAGUUAUUUUGAAAAUCUCGUGUAAGAAAUCAACCUUUUUAUUUGUUAAUUUUUCCAGUCUAUAGGUACACGACUUAGGUAAAUUGUAACAUAUUAUGCCUAUGUAAUUCAUUCGCCUAUUAAGCAAAAAAUUUGAACACAAAAUUUUAGGAAAUGUAAACCACAGUUUCAGAUUAGAUGUUUGAUUGUUACUCAAUUAAAGUGAUAGUACUCAUGUGAGCGAAAUUUGGUCAUUUUUGCCCUCUUAUGUGAUAUCUUUAUUGUCCCCUACCAGUGAAACAGGAGGGGACCUAUGGUUUGCGCUCCGUGCGUCAGUCUGUCUGUCUGUCAGUCCGUCACACUUUUCUGGAUCCUGCCAUAAUUUUAAAAGUUCUUCAUAUUUUUUCAUGAAACUUGAAACAUGGACACAUGGCAAUAUGGAGAUUAUGUAUGUCAAUUAAUUUUGUUCCUACGUCAAGAUUUCUGGUUGCUAUGGCAACAAAUAAAAUAAAAAAUACUGACAAUGGUGGAGUUUCACCGGUAGGGGACAAUAUUGCUUGGCAAUCAUUUGUUCUAUUUGGACUGAUGGAAGCUUUUAUAGAUGCCCAGAUUUUGUUGAUAUCCACAUCUGUAAAGGCAUCAAUCUUGACACUUGAGUCACAAGGUAUUCUUGUGUUGUUGUCAUUUUGUUUUUUGACCCUUCUGUAGAGAUGUGUAAUGGUGUUCUGGAACAUAGUUCACAAUACACUGUUGAGAGAUGUGUAAUGGUGUUGUGAAACAUAGUUCACAAUACACUGUUGGGAGAUGUGUAAUGGUGUUGUGAAACAUAGUUCACAAUACACUGUUGGGAGAUGUGUAAUGGUUUUCUGAAACAUAGUUCACAAUACACUGUUGGGAGAUGUGUAAUGGUGUUCUGAAACAUAGUUCACAAUACACUGUUGUGAGAUGUGUAAUGGUGUUCUGGAAUAUAGUUCACAAUACACUGUUGGGAGAUGUGUAAUGGUGUUCUGAAAUAUAGUUCACACUACACUGUUGGGAGAUGUGUAAUGGUGUUCUGAAAUAUAGUUCACAAUCUGUUGGGUGAUGUGUAAUGGUGUUCUGAAAAAUAGUUCACAAUACACUGUUGGGAGAUGUGUAAUAGUGUUCUAAAAUAUAGUUCACAAUACACUGUUGGGAGAUGUGUAAUGGUGUUCUGAAACAUAGUUCACACUACAUGUUGGGAGAUGUGUAAUGGUGUUCUGAAAUAUAGUUCACAAUACACUGUUGGGAGAUGUGUAAUGGUGUUCUGAAAUUAAGUUCACAAUACACUGUUGGGAGAUGUGUAAUGGUGUUCUGAAAUAUAGUUCACACUACACUGUUGGGAGAUGUGUAAUGGUGUUCUGAAAUAUAGUUCACAAUCUGUUGGGAGAUGUGUAAUGGUGUUCUGAAAAAUAGUUCACAAUACACUGUUGGGAGAUGUGUAAUAGUGUUCUAAAAUAUAGUUCACAAUACACUGUUGGGAGAUGUGUUAUGGUGUUCUGAAACAUAGUUCACACUACACUGUUGGGAGAUGUGUAAUGGUGUUCUGAAAUAUAGUUCACAAUACACUGUUGGGAGAUGUGUAAUGGUGUUCUGAAAUAUAGUUCACAAUACACUGUUGGGAGAUGUGUUAUGGUGUUCUGAAAUAUAGUUCACAAUACACUGUUGGUGUCUGAUGAGGCAGUGCUAGUAGGUCUCUUAAUUUCCCAGGAAAUGAUCUGGGUUGUUUUUUGUUGUUUCUGUAAUGUUGUUUUUCAAAAUAAGCUCUCUUGUUUGAAGAAGCUACUCUUCAUUCCUGCACAUGUCUGGCUUUGAAUACAAUUUUCUUAGGUUUAACCUUUCUUACUUUAGCAUAUAGGAUCUUGCAUGAGUGGUCGUUUUGUAUUGAAUUUAUUAAACAAGUCAUUUAAAUAAAGAAAAAAAAGGCUUACCGAGUUUUUAUCUUUGUUUAGAUGAUGAGUUUAAUAAAUUCAAUACAAAAUGACCACGAAUAUAAGAUUCUAUUUAUAACAUGACCGACACAUUUUCUGUUCAUUAUGCUCUUUUCACCAUUUAUUCACAUUGUAAAAGAGUUUAACUGAAGAAAUUCGCCGGAAUAAUGACGUGAUUUCGUCAAAAAUGACGUCAUUUCACAUUUAUAACUAGUGUAAUAACACCCGUGUAAUAAACAAAAUUUAGCAUUACGCUAUUUCACUCCUGGAGCGUAGGUCAUGUUAUAACAGGAAGUAAAAAUAAAUGCAAAGUAAAUCAUAAAUACGGUUAAACUGGAACAGAACUUACUAUAACCAAACUGCACAAAAUCUGAUCACACAGUGGUCAUGUGAUAAUACAAGAUUAUGAUCUGAUUUAAAGUCAAACUAUACCAAGAAAGGAAUAUUUAUAAUACAUAUAAUAUGCAUAUACUGACUGUUGAAAGGUAUUCCGAGUUUUGUGCCCUGUAUUUGGAGUGAAAACACGUGUCCUUACAAAACCAAACGAAAUAACAUACAUAUUGUUGAACAAUAUUAGAUAUAUUAAUUAUAAGAAUUCAUUGUUAUGAAAAAGUGUCUUUGUAAAAAACAAUAGUUGGUCCAAUCGAAUCAUAUUUUUUGACAACAUGUUUUAAUAACAUAUUUUUAGUAAAAGAUCUGCAUAUAAACACGUAUGAAAUGUUGCUAACCGUGUUUCCUCUUGAGAUAUAUACAGUCGACAAUGACGAUAUAUACAAGCAAACAUGAGCUAAGAGUUGUUGCAACCCAUAUACUAAUGGACGAUAUCUUUGCAUCUUCUUCGGCUAUUACAUACAUUAUCCACAGUAUCAUUUCGUAGACAUGGUUUGAUAGCAAUACGUCCAAUACCAGUCUCACUGAUAGAGUAGUGUGGAUUGUUUCUCAGCCAGAACAAUUGACACCUGUCACUGACAUGUUUUUGUCCCCUACUGGUGGAACAGGAGGGGACUUAUGGUUUGCGCUCUGUGUGUCAGUCAGUAUGUCAGUCAGUCUGUCACACUUUUCUGGAUCCUGUGAUAACUUUAAAAGUUCUUAAUAUUUUUUCAUAAAACUUGAAACAUGGAUAGAUGGCAAUAUAGAGAUUAUGCACGUCAUUUCAUUUUGUUCCUACGUUAAAAAUUGUGAUUGCUAUGGCAACAAAAGUAUAUUUAAAAAAUCUGACAAUGGUGGAGUUUCACCGGUAGGGGACCAUAUUGCUCGACAAUAGUCUUGAUAGAUUCAUUAUUGAUUUAAAAAUAAAAUAAACUAAGCACUACUUUUUUUCUGUCAUUUUGAGAAUCAAAUGCCAGUGUAAAUAUUUGUUAUGUAGUUUCCAUUUGUGCAUGUGUUUGCCAACUUGGUAUACUAUUUGUGUAUGUUCAUUUAUUUCACUUGUUCUGUCUUUAGUUAAGUAAUAUGAUUACACUGUUUGACUAAAUGUGUAUUUAAUUAUGUAAUUGAAUACACAGUUUGUUUGUUUAAUCUGUUCUUUACAAACUUACUGUUUUAUACACUGACUUAAUCGUUAUUAUAGUUAAGUUAACAGCUGACAUGCAUUGCUCAAAAUAUCUACCUGUUCUUUUUUCACAAUUAUGCACAUGUUUUGUUAAUUUGAUAAAAUAAAUGAAUAAAGUUGUA